GUCGCAGCCGCGGGGAUUGUGGGAAAUGUAGUUCGGCCACGCCGCCCUCCGCGCCUCCGGUAAUGGCUGCUUCCUGGAAGGCGCUGUCACGUGAAACCUCUUAGCCACCGCAUUCAGAACGCCAGGAAGAGGGUGUUUCAAGUCCCGUAGAGUGACACAGAUAUCUAUUCUUUGAAACCUUCAGCUCUCAAGAUCCAGCCAUCUCAAGGUCCCAACAUCAUGACCUCGGUUUCAGCACAGCUGUUCAUGGUCCUCCUUUCACUGCUCUUGGUGCUGCCUGCUGUUGAAGCAGUAGAAGCUGGAGACGCAAUCGCUCUUUUCUUAGGUGUGGUUCUCUGCAUUACAGGCAUCUGUGCUUGUUUGGGGGUAUAUGCACGAAAGAGAAAUGGAGAGGUGUGACUUGAAGGGCCUCCUGAAUCAAGCCUUGCCCUGAAAACAUUUGAGCUAUUCCCAUUAAAAACUGAGCUUUGGUGUCUGAAAGUUCCAAAGAAAUAGUACAUAGGGUAAUUUUGCCCUGAAAACAUUUGAGCUAUUCGGGUUAAAAACUGAGCUUUGGUGUCUGAAAGUUCCCAAGAAACAGUACAUAGGGUAAUUUUACAUUCUUAAGUUUCCCUAUAAAUGGGAAUAAAUUGAUAUAUGUUAAAUGGAAAAAAAUUCUUUUUCACAACAACUAAUGCAAUGAAAAAUGCAGUCUAUAAUUUAUUUGCUAGUUAGAAAGAGUGUCAAAGAAGUAAGAUGGCUGAAAUUGGCAUAAGUAAUAUUUAAUAAUCUCAAAAAUUCUCAAAGCACAUGAAAUUGGAAGAAGGAAACUCUUGCCUAGAAUCCUAGGAAGUAGCCACUAUUCGGUUGUAAUUACUGCCUCCUGCAUUGUUGAGGAGUCUUUUCUCUAUGUUUUUUUAUAUUUUUGUUUUGUUAUCUCCCAAGUUAAUAUUGUACUUAGAUAUUAGAUAUUAAAUAUAGUCAGUCAAAACUUAAAACUUUUAUUUCUUUGGGGGGAAAGUAGUUAAAACUGUAUGAGUGUAUCUGAUAUUGAAAUGGAUAAAAGAUUUAAUGUAAAAAAAUACUUUGUAUUGACAUUAAAAUAGGGAAGAGAUUGAAUGUAAAAAAAUAAAGCCUUUAUAUUAAAUGGCUACCAAACUCUUGGUGAGAAA
Messenger RNA from Myotis daubentonii (Daubenton's bat), 1151 nucleotides. It is a transcript of the gene SMIM30, whose product is annotated as small integral membrane protein 30. The record is from RefSeq and is a predicted model, not a curated record. Lineage: Eukaryota; Metazoa; Chordata; Mammalia; Chiroptera; Vespertilionidae.